This is a messenger RNA of Bipolaris sorokiniana ND90Pr, 903 nucleotides long. RefSeq lists its product as uncharacterized. The coding region runs from base 186 to 767 and encodes 193 amino acids. Gene Ontology annotation, cellular component: cytoplasm; membrane. The record is from RefSeq and is a predicted model, not a curated record. Lineage: Eukaryota; Fungi; Ascomycota; Dothideomycetes; Pleosporales; Pleosporaceae. The transcript has 2 exons.
GGAAAUUGUACUACUGGCCACAUUGAUAUACUUGUGAUACCCCAAUCUGUUUCUUUCUUUGCAUCCAGAAACACUGCGGUACCCAGUUCAUAUCCUUUUGCUUUUACCGGGUCCGUAAACUCGGAUUUCUAGCCACGUAAACGAAAAUCUACCCAGCGAUAACAGAAUACAUACUCCACGAUAAGAUGUCGAUGAUAUCGCAGACGCUGCAAGGUGCAGCACUCAGCGUAACGUCCAACGUACUUGCGCAAGCCAUAUCAUCCUACAAAGACGACACGCCCUUCGCCCUCAAUUACCAAUCCGUACUCAAAUUUGUCGUCUUUAGCGUUCUCAGCACGCCGCCCAAUAUCAUUUGGCAGGGCUUCCUCGAAGAUCAAUUUCCCACAAAUGUCCCGUCAACGCCGGCUUCCGCCUCAUCCGAGAAAUCCACGUCCAAAUCCGCGCCUACGAAGACAUCUAUGAGUAGAAGAAAUGUCUUGAUUAAGUUUAUCCUUGAUCAGACGAUCGGCGCCGUUGUCAAUACGCUCAUGUUCGUGAGUUAUAUGGCGUAUGUUAAUGCCCAGGGUAAACCGGGCGUAAACGUUUCGGAUGUGGUUACUAGCGAUUGCAUCAACAAGACGUGGCCUAUGAUGAAAGAUGGAUACAAGUUCUGGCCGGCGAUAAGCCUUAUUAGCUUCCUGUGGAUCCCUGUGGAUAAGAGGAUUGUUUUUGGAGCCUCAGUGGGUGUUGUGUGGGGUAUCUAUCUUAGUCUGGCUGCGAACGCAUAGUUCCGGCUAUGAGAGCUUUAUCCAUACCUUCAGAUGGAUAUGCUUUUCGAAGAUGAAGUCACGACCUUACGAAGAGGCUCGGUAUGUGUCAGUGCUCAAUCAACUGUUCGAAUAUUUUCAAAUUUUCCGAUUGAAC